Molecule: messenger RNA, 8694 nt
Organism: Ochotona princeps (American pika)
Lineage: Eukaryota; Metazoa; Chordata; Mammalia; Lagomorpha; Ochotonidae
Gene: BAHCC1
Product: BAH domain and coiled-coil containing 1
Exons: 28
Coding region: 598-8259 (2553 amino acids)
Molecular function (GO): chromatin binding
Source: RefSeq, a predicted model, not a curated record
GCUGCGCAGUGGCGCGGCUUGAAUUCGGCGCCACCGGGCCCGGGAGUCGCCCCGCGGCGGCCUGAUUGGCAGCUGGCUGGCCGCGCGCCCGCCUAUGGCGAGGCCUGUUUACGCCGAGCGAGCGGCACGAGCGCCCGGGCGCCCAGGGCGGCGCGGCCAAUGAGCGCGCGGGCUGCGCGGGGCCGAGUGGCACGAGCUGAUUAGUAUGCGGGGCCCGCGGCCGGCCGCGCUGGGCUGCAGGUUUGCGCGCGGCCCCGGACGGGGCGGGCUCGAGUCGCCUCCGCCGCCGCGGCGCGCUUACGGUGCGACAGUCAGCACGCCGCAAGUACCGAUAGGAAUACAAAACAAAGUCACAUUUUCUGGGCCCUUUGUAUUGCAUUCAGUUGUCCAGGAAACAGCCUCCAAGACCAUGGACCCUCCCGGCGGCCUCCCGCUCGGUGCGCGGCCGCCCGCCGAGGACCCCAGCCCGCCCGCGUGCUGAGCGGCCCGCCGCCGACCCCCGGACGCCCCCCGCGCGCCGCCCGCACCCCGAGCCGCCCCCGGGCCCCGGCCGCGCUGCUCCGGGGAGGCGGCGGCGGGUCGGGGCCGGGGCCCGGCAUGGAUGGCCGCGACUUCGCGCCGCCGCAGCAUCUCCUGUCGGACCGCGGCAGCCUGGGACACCGCGGAGCGGCCGCGCAGCCCCCGGCGCACUUCCAGCCGGGGAAGUAUUUCCCGUCGCCGCUGCCCAUGGCUUCGCACACAGCUGGCAGCCGUCUGAUGGGAAGCUCUCCGGCAUCCUCAUUCAUGGGCGGCUUCCUCACCGGCAGCCUGGGCGCCACGGCCUCCACGCACGCUAGCGGCCCCACCUCGUCCCCCCCGGAGCAAGCCUACCGUGGCCCCCACCCCACGCCCUCCCAGAUCUGGUUCUCCCACCCCCACGAAGCUCCAGGGUACCCCAGGUUCUCGGGGAGUCUGGCGUCUUCCUUCCUACCCGUGAGCCACUUGGAUCACCAUGGAAACAGCAACGUUCUCUAUGGGCAGCACCGUUUCUAUGGAACCCAAAAAGAUAACUUCUACCUGCGCAACCUGCCCCCCCAGCCCACGCUCCUGCCUGCCAACCACAGCUUUCCUGGCAUGGCCCGGGCUGCACCCACCGCCCAUCACGUUGGCUCCUGCAGCCGGGACCGGGGCGAGACCGGCUCUCUGCCGAAGGCCCCCAAGGAGUUCGACCGCUUCCUCAUCGGCAAAGACAAGGCCAGCCAGGCAGCGGAAAGCAAGGAUGAGGACGGUGGCAAGGAGCGGCACAAGCUGGUGUUGCCCGUGCCAGCCGACGGGCACUGCAAAGAGGGCAACACGAUGCCCCGUGGGGCCUGUGAGGGCCGCCCCAAGCACCUCGCCUCCUGCCUGCUCAAUGCCAAGGUGCUCAAUGGCGAGGGAAGCAAAGCUGCGCUGCCCAACUGCGCAGCAGGGGCCAUGCUGGGAUGGCCAGGCACAGGUGCUGCGCCUUCAGGACGCUGUGCCAAGGAGGCAGCGGUGGUGGGUCCCACCGAGCCAGGGCCCGCCUUCAGCGAGUGCCUGGAGCGCCGGCAGAUGCUACACCACGCUGUGUCCUACACGGUGCCCUCCGGCCUGCCCACUGGGCCACCACCUCCCCUCAGCACAGCUGCUGCGGGAUCUUUCCCCUGCCUCCAGUUGCACGCUGGCCCAGAUGGGCUCUGCCCACUGCAGGACAAAGCCUCCCGGGACCUGAAGGCCAGCGGGCCCACCUUCGUGCCUUCCGUAGGACAUCUAACUGACAAGAGCCACCCCUUCCAAGCUGCCGAGGCCUGUGCCGUGGCCGGGGAGGGCAAGGACCGGCGCCCGGGGGGCACGAUGGCCCCUGACCACACCACAACAUACGGGGUCUCCUACGCCCACCUGAAGGCCGAGGGCAAGGGGGAAAGGCGGCCUGGGGGAUUCGAGACCACCCUCAACCCACGGCUAAAGGGUCUGGAGUACCUUGGCGCAGGGGUCCCCGAGGCGGCCUUUCCUGGGCUCCCCAAGAGUGGGCAGGACAAGAGCGGCUACUUCGAGUGGUCUGCCCCCUCGCAGGACUGUGCCAGGUCCAGUCACCAGGACCCACUGGGCGGGAAGGCUGCCCAGGCCUGCUGCACUUUAGACAAGGUGGCCAAGGAGACCCCUGCUGGGGUCCAGAAGGUAGCCCGGAUCCGGCAUCAGCAGCACUUGGGAGCCCCCGAGGUGGAGCCGACGGCUGCUGGGUGUGAGGUGAAACGCAGGUCCCUGGAGCUGGCUUCGCUGGGCUACGGCGGCCCCCACCUGCCCCCAUGGGGCGUGCAGGCCGCUCAGGCCCCUGCUGUGGCGGUGAGCGAGGAGCGCAAGGGCGGAGCCUACCUGGACCCCUUUGGCAGUGGCCUGCAACAGGCUGCCCUCCUGCCCCAGGAGUUGCCCGCCCCCACAGACGAGGUCUCAGCCAUGAAGAACCUACUCCAGUAUAGCAGUCAGGCCCUAGCCGUGGGCCAGAAGGCCCCCUUUGUAGGCCUGGGAGCCCUCAAGGCCAGCUGUGUCCAGCAGGAGGCCAAGUUCCCAGCCCCCAAGGGCUCUGGCCCAACCGACAGGCCCGACUGUGCCCGCAGCCGGGAGCACGAUACCACGCAUGGCGAUGGGGAGGUGCGGCAGCCCCCAGUGGGGAUUGCCGUGGCCCUGGCCCGGCAGAAGGACACCGCCAGCCGAUCCGAGUCAGCCUACGGCACCAACACCGGGCGGCAGGGCCGGGCUGCCCCUGGCUUCAAAGCCGGUGGUGGACCCCGUACAACACACACACUAGACCUGGAAGCCGAGGAGGAAAGAGCACGGCUGUGUGACGACCGCCUGGGGCUGGCCAGCCGUGAGCUGCUGCAGGACAGCAAAGACCUUGUGGAAUUCGCCCGGAUCCACCCAUCCAGCAGCUGCCCUGGGGACCUGGCCCCACACCUGCUGAUGCAAAGCGGCCAGCUGAGUGGGGACCCAGCCCCCCACCCCCACCCUGCGCACCCACCUUGGCUGCCCCGUACCCGCAGUCCCUCCCUGUGGAUGGGAGGACACUCCUAUGGCCUGGGGCACCCUGCCCUGCAUCAGAACCUGCCACCUGGCUUUCCUGCCUCCGUGCCCGGCUCGAUGCCCUCUGUGUUCCCCCUCUCCCAGGACACCGCCACACAGCUGGUCAUUCUACCCUCAGAGCCCACGCCCCAUACCACGCCUCACACACUUGCCGAUGUCAUGGACCAGGCCUCGCUGUGGCCCUCCAUGUAUGGGGGCCGUGGCCCCACGUCCCACAUGCAGCCGCCAGGCCAGCUGCCCGUCUACUCGAGGUCACAGCUGCUGCGGCAGCAGAGGGCGGCACAGGCGCUGGAGCUGCCGCGGGCCUCGCAACUCCAGCGCAAGCCAGAAGAUCAGCAGCACCCGGAGCCUGAGGGGCCGCCCCCAGAGAAGGCCCUCACAUCCACCCACAAGCCAGUUGCCUUAACCCCCGCGGCCAAGGACGCCUCCUCGUCCACCACCUCCGCAGGCCUGGUCAAGCUGUCGCCCUGUUGCCACUCGCCCACCAUGAAGCCCCCUGCUGGCUGCCCCACCCCACCCCCACAACCUGCUGCCCCGUGCACUUUAUCUCUCUGCCCGGCCGGUAGCCCUGGGCCCAGCUCCCAGGUGCCUGGUGCCAAGGAUAGGAGUGGCAGCAGUCAGCAGCCUGGGAUGGACCUCACCACCUUGGAGCCAGACCUGCCUCCUGGAUGUGUGCACCCUCCAACCAACACGGGCUUUGCCACCCUGCCCACAGACACACUCGCUUCUGACCUCGCAGACCCCAAAACUAUGCAAACUCGGGCCCCACCUGAGCCACCACCACCGGGUUCCUGCUGCCCCAGGAGCCUGGAGGAGCCUGGACUGUGCUCGGGGGCCAAGGAGACCACCCAGGACCUCACCACCCCCUGUCCCGCCGAGCGGGGCACCCCGGGCAAGGCAGCAGACCCCGGCCCACUCAAGGGGCUGCCAGAACUGCGGGGCGGAGCCCUCCUCAAAGGAGGAGGCCCAGAGGCCGCUGGCCAGGCCCAUUGUACUCAGGGAGAGGCACCGGAGGAUCAGCCUGUGGAGCAGGUGUGGGAGGAAGGCCCACAAGGACCUGUGCCUGAUGCCCACGCCCUGGCCCCGGAAUCACAGGCGGUCAGCCCGAGCCCCCUGGAGGAAGAUGAGGGGGCACCCCCAGCCCCUGAGGAGACUGAGCUGGAGGAAGGAAGCAUAGAGGACUCAGAGGAGUACUGGGGGACACCUCCUGACAGCAGCCAUUCAGCCAGGGCACUUCCCGGCCUGGACGCCCUGGUGGCUGCCACCAUCAACCUGGGGGACCUGCCCAGCGUGGACCUGUCAGUCACUCAGCCCCGUGGCUCAGGGAUGCCCGGCAUUGCCCUGCUCAGCGAGCUGGCAGAGCUGGAGACCCAGCGGCAACAGAGUGAGCAGGCUGUGCAAGCCGCAGAAGACGUGCUGACCUUCAACCUCCAGCACCUGGCCACGCUGGCCACAGCCUGGUCUCUGGUGGAAGCCGCUGACCUGGACAGCCUGGCCACCUCAGCCCCGCCUCCAGCCGCUGACCCCAGCAGCAGCCCCAGGCUGACCGCUCGCAUGCAGAUCCUGCGGCGCAAGGACACCUGGACCCCCAAGGCCAAGCCUGUGUGCCCCCUGAAGGUCGCUAUUGAGCAGCUGGACACCCAGGAGGUGGAGCUGCGUGUGCGGCUGGCCGAGCUGCAGCGGCGCUACAAGGAGAAGCAGCGGGAGCUGGCGCGGCUGCAGCGCAGGCACGACCACGAGAGGGAUGAGAGCUCCCGGAGCCCUGCACGACGGGGGCCUGGCCGGCCCAGGAAGCGCAAACACUCCAGCUCACUGCCCGCUCUGCGUCCUGGGGGCCAGCUGGCCAGGGGUGACAGCAAGAAAGUCAAGGCGGUGCGGGCCAGCCUGAGUCUGCUGUGUGCCGAACUGCGAGGUGCAGGAGAGCCCCCCAAGAAACGGAGCAGACUGGAGAAGAGCGUGUACACCAGCUUGCAGGCUGCGGACAAGGUGCGAUGCAGAAAGCACAGCGGCCAGGGUGAGCUGGCCUCAGCGGUGGCCCACCAGGUGUCCCAGCUGAGGCCGAAGGUCAGAAGCCAGGGACUGCCUGCCGGGCUGGGUCCCUUCCCGCGAAAGGAGGCCACCCCGGGUAGGCGCAUCCGCAAAAAGCUCUCCCGGGCCAAGAAGGCCACGGCGCCCGGGGCCUCCCGACACCCACAGCCCGGCGGGGAUGUGCCCGAGUCUCCAGCCCAGCCAGAGGCAGGCAACGGUUACGACAGUGAGGAUGACCGAGCCGCUGCCCACGAGCCUGGGUUGCUGCUGCACGCAGGGGCCAGAAUGGCGGUCCUGGGGCCGUCCCCCUCCUCCGUGGUCAAGAUGGAAGCCAACCAGAAGGCCAAGAAAAAGAAGGAGAGACAGGGCCUGCUAGGGCCCUGCCACCUAUCCAGCCCUGAGGGUGAGGUCAAGAUCAAGAGACGGACCAGCAAAGUCAAGGUGGGUGCCAAGCUGGAGCGGGCAGCAGGCCGGAGGCUCUCAGGUGCCUCUGGCAAGAAGAGAGCUAAGAACAAGGCCAGAGCCAGCCUGCGGGCGGAGCCAGGGGCCACCCCUGGCAGGGACGCUCUCCUCGGACCCACACGGGCCUUCCCCUGCCGUGCCGAGGGCAACAAGCUGGCCAGUGAGCGCCUCAAGAGAGCAACGCGCAAGAGUGCAGUGCUGCCGGCUGCCCUGCGGCGGAAGAACGGGGCGCUGUCCAUCACCCUGUCAGCCCGCAAUGCCAAAGCCAUCCUGGGGAAGGGCAGGAAACCAGGCAAGGUGAAGACCACCGGCAAGCAGGGCCAGGGCUGUGCCGUGAACCGGCUGCUGGAGAGCUUCGCUGGCGAGGCUGAGUUGGAGAUGGAUGACAACAGCAGCUUUGAGGACGAGGACGAAGAGGAGGAAGAAAGAGCAGGGUCUGCCAGGGGGGCUCUGAGUGCGGAGCAGAGUGCAACCCUGGCGCGCUCCUGCACCAUCCACAAGGAGGACCUGCAGGAUGGACUGCCCGUGCUCAUCCCCAAGGAGGAUAGCCUGCUGUAUGCGGGCAGCGUGAGGACACUGCACCCGCCAGACAUCUACAGCAUCGUCAUUGAGGGCGAAAGAGGCAACCGCCAGCGCAUCUACUCGCUGGAGCAGCUGCUGCAGGAGGCGGUUCUCGACGUCCGACCACAGUCCAGCCGCUACCUCCCACCUGGCACACGGGUCUGUGCCUACUGGAGCCAGAAGUCUCGGUGCCUAUACCCUGGCAACGUGAUCCGAGGAGCCUCGAGUGACGAGGAGGAGGACCCGGACUCCGUGGUGGUGGAGUUCGACGAUGGUGACACGGGCCACAUUGCCGUUUCCAACAUCAGGCUGCUGCCCCCUGACUUCAAGAUCCAGUGCACGGAACCCUCUCCAGCCCUGCUGGUGUCCACUAGCUGCCGCAGGACCAAGAAGGCAUCCAGUGAGGCACCCUUGCCCAGUGAAGCCCCCACCCCCAGCCUGUCGCCCAAAGUGCAGGACAGCUCUGAAUCCAAGACCCCUGGGAAGAAAUCUGUUGGCAAGGACAAGACUGGCAAAGCCGAACUCCUCAGCUCAGGUGCCAAAGCCCCACCGGGGGCCUCGGACCACUUCCUGGGACGCCGCUGCAGCCCCCUGCUGAGCUGGUCGGCUGUGGCGCAGACCAAGCGGAAGGCGGCUGCUGGCAAAGGCCCCGGGCUGCUGCAGAACCUCUUCCCGCUCAGCGGUAGCACCAGGAGGCUGCGGGCCCGCGAGGCCCUGUUCCCUGUGCACAGCAUGUCCGCACCGGUCUUCGGCAACAGCUUCCGCGCCGACUCCUUCAGCAGCCUGGCCAACUCCUAUGCACCCUUCCUGGGCAGUGGGGCAGGCCCCGGGCUGCCCGGGGGAGCCCACAGGCUGCUGCGGGCCAAAAAGGCAGAGCGGGCGGAGGCUGAGCGGGCUGGCGGGCGGCGGCGGGCGAGCAGCGAGUUCCUGGUCAAGCUGGACCACGAGGGUGUCACCUCCCCUAAGAACAAGACCUGCAAGGCACUGCUGGUGGGUGACAAAGACUUCGGCCCCAAGCUGGCACGGCCUCUGCCCAGCCCCAGCUAUGCACACCCGGCCCUGGCCGGCAAGGACAAGAAGGGCCGGGCACCUGUCCACUCGCUGCCUGUGGGGCUGGCACUGCGCAAGUACACGGGCCAGGCUGAGUUCACCCUGCCCUGUGACAGCGACUGCCACAGCUCCUACUCGGACGACGAUGAGGACAGUCCGGGACUGGCGGCCAGCGUGCCACCCCGCUUCCUUACCCGCCUGCCCACCUCCUCCUCCUCGUCCGGCUCAUCCACCUCCUCCUCCUCGGGUUCCAUGUCCACAUCCAGCCUCUGCUCCUCGGAGAACGAGGACUCCUCCUACAGCUCAGACGAUGAGGACCCGGCCCUGCUGCUGCAGACCCGCCUGGCGCAGCCGGUGCCCGCCCUGCUGGCCCCACCCGAGGCCCUGCACUCCAAGGGAGGCGGCCCCCACACCCACACCCCCCGCUGCUUCCUAUCCAGGGCAACGGUGGCCGGCAUGGGCACUGGCACAGGGCCUGGCAGUGGCAGGAACAAGCUCAAACACAAGGAGACCCUGGGCUUCUCCAAAGCCAAAGAGCUCUCCCGGAGGCAGCGGCUGCCGUCCACGGAGAGCCGGCCAAAGAUGGCGGCCUUCCUGCCCGCCCGGCAGCUGUGGGAGUGGUCAGGAAACCCCACGCAGAGGCGUGGCAUGAAAGGGAAGGCCAGGAAGCUGUUCUACAAGGCCAUCGUCCGAGGCAGCGAGACUCUCCGUGUCGGGGACUGUGCCGUGUUCCUGUCGGCUGGGAGGCCUAACCUGCCCUACAUCGGCCGCAUUGAGAGCAUGUGGGAGUCGUGGGGCAGCAACAUGGUGGUGCGCGUCAAGUGGUUCUACCACCCUGAGGAGACCUCGCUGGGGAAGCGGCAGAGUGACGGCAAGAAUGCGCUGUACCAGUCCCACCACGAGGACGAGAAUGACGUGCAGACCAUCUCCCACAAGUGCCAGGUGGUGAGCCGUGAGCAGUACCAGCAGCUGAGCGACGGGCGGCGCGGCCAGGACCGGCACGACCUCUACUACCUGGCCGGCACCUACGACCCCACCACAGGACGCCUGGUGACCGCCGAGGGCGUGCCAGUGCUCUGCUGAGCGCCGAGAGGAGCCAGGCCCCGGGGCUGUCCCUGGAGGAGAGCACCCCAGUCGCCCCCUGUUUUCCCGCGUUGGCAGUUCAUGAGAGAUUCGAAUCCAAGCCAUAUUUCCCUAGUACCUCCGCUGUCUCCCGCCAGGGAAAGCAGAAAUCAGGUGUGUUGUCUAUUUAUUUCUCUCUGUAAAUACGGUGUUUCAGGGGUGGGGGGUGUUUAUGGACAAAGUGGACCGGGAUGUCCCCCAUCCUCGUGAUGAGGAUGUGUGUGUGUGUGUGUGUGCGCGCGCGUGUAGGGAUUUUGUUCUGGGGUUUUCUUUGGAAAUGCACUGUUCUCAGCCUCGACAAGUCCCCACGGAGGCGUCUCUGCCCACAGAGCUGAGGGGGGCGGCGCCCUCCCAGCCCCUCACCCCAGGGGCAACGGUGUGGGCAGGAUGUGGCUG